AUGGCUCCUGAGGCACCUGAUCCUCAGAGCUUGAAGUCGUGGCACGAUGCAUUCCAAUACCCGAUUCCCACGGUUCGCCGUGUGGAACAGGAGCUGCGCCGGGACAUCGCGAGCAAUAAGGAGAAGCUCCGAGCUCUUGUAGGGACGAGAUAUCGUGAGCUAGUCGGGACUGCCGAGACAAUUGUGGCUAUGAACCGCGACAUUCAGGACGUGGAAAGCCUCCUAGCCGACGUGGGACGUCGGUGCAAUCCCCGACUCGUGGAGAGGAAGCAUGUCCAUGUCCGGCAAAUAAAGACUGGUGAUGCUGAGAAAGGUAAGAAACUAUUUGGAGGAUAUGAGGAAGCUGUGGCUGAUAUUGGGCCUACAGACGCAGAAAAACACGCGUUUGGCGCGCAGCUUUCUUUCCUUCACCGAUGCACAACGUCCAUCAGCCGGCUGCUACGGCGUCGCACAUCUCUCUUGUUGGUUGCAAAGAUUCUGGUUGUCUCUCGAUUAUUACACAAGACACUAUCACAACACGAAUCGCUUCCUCCGUUCCUUGACGAUCUCCGCAAUCAGUUGGCUUCCCUUCGGCGAACCCUUCUCAAACGAAUUGAUAAACGCCUUGCAUCUGCCAAUGCCACAGAGGAUGUCAUUAUCGAAUCAUUGGCUGCAUACUGCCUUGCAACGAGCUCUUCUUCUGAUGAUGCCAUCCAUCAUUUCCAUCAAGUGCGUCUGGACGUUAUAACCAGCCAGCUGGAUUCGUCUCGUGAGAACAUACCCAGGGCUCUCAAACUCUUUGUUCAGACGCUACAGGUCUCAAAGGUAUUGCGAUCCCGUCAGUUUGCCGACGUUCUCUCAAAGCUCAAGGCUCGACCUCUGCUUGCCGAUCCCGAGAUCCAGACCCUAGAUGGCCUGGAAGUUGAAGUUCUGGGCCGCUGGGUAGCUCCAGAUGUCACCAACUUUACCCCAUGGAUUAAACUGAGUGAACUAAGCAGGAGCCAGGGCAUCGAAUCGAUCAAAGAAUGGUCUCUCCAUGCCUUCGAGAAAUUCGCCGAAGGCUGCCAAAAGACCCUGGUUCACAGCACUGAAUUCUCCGAACUUCUUUCGUUGCGUACCGAGACUGUGGAGCUGUGGCUCUCAUCUUGGGGAUCAACUAUCAUACACGGCUCAGUGGAUGUCCUUGAUCGACUUCGAAAUAUCUUCAAUGAUCAUCUCAGAAGAAUCUUGAAUGUACAAGCCCAAAGCCUAGACGACGUCGGAACUCAAGUCUCAACCCUAAUAUCAAAGUGGGAGGAAGUCGACCACACCUCCGUCGGAUCUCUGUGGGACUCCGAUCUCACCACUGCAGAAUACAUGAAUGGCGCACAAACAUUCAAAAGAACUGUGGCAGACAGACUGCUGGGCCGUGAUGAAGACGUAUCCACCGUACUCGUGAAAUACGAAGCAUGGCUAUCCUCAAUCGAAGAAGUCAACGAGUCAAUCGACUCUCUCCGUCGCAUGCGCUGGACUGAUAUUUUCAUCGGCACCGAGAUCGACGAUGAUGAUAUUGACAUCACACCUCUACUCAACGAGGAUGAUCCCAAGCAUCUGUCUGACUCCCUGCACUCCGCAGUUCGAGAGGCAUUCAGCGCUCUACAAACAUCAUUCAGCGACACCUUCAAGUCAUUCGGCCCCUCGCAUUCAAGCCAAAAAGCCACUUUCCUACUUAGACUCAUCCGACUCAUCCGACGAAAUAUCUCUGCCACCUUCGUAUCGUCAGACUUCAUCUUCUCGUCCGAUAUCGUCCCGGAAUUACAGAAAAUCCUAGCAACAGAAGUCAUGAGCAAGGCCGGUCCGCCGAGCUUCGUUCCGUCCCCGCUGAACCACCCACAAACAGGAAAAAUCAAAGUCUUACCAGGUCGCUCACUCUGGGAAGGGGAACCCGCUAUACCCGUUCAGCCAUCGGUUUCAAGCUUCAAGCUCCUGCGCCGUCUUACUUUUGCUAUGAAUACGUGUGGAUUGGAUCUGUGGGAUCCGUCCACGGUACAGGUGUUGAAGCAGGAUUUGAAAAUGCAGCUUGGGUCUGUGUUCUCGUCCUCGCUGGAUGUUCUUGAUAGUGCAGAUACCAGUGGAACCGAGAGUAAGAAGGAGCAUGAUCAACACACUAGCGGUGACGAGGAGGAACAGCAGGGUUCGAAGAAGACUACGUCUGAGAGCACUGAUUCAGAUCAAAGUGAAAGACUUAAUGACUGGAAGGUGCAGCUGUUCUUCGACUCUCUGUAUCUUUCCGAGAUGCUCGGUAAAAAGAAUCAGCUCGCUAAUAUCGAGCGAGCUCAGAAGAGUGCUGGUUGCAAUGCGGAGACUGUUGAGAUGAUUAAGAAGCUUGCAAAUGAGUCCUGGUCUCGGACAGAGAUGCUGUUUGGUCUUUUGGCAGGACGUUGA
Penicillium bovifimosum is the source of this 2403-nucleotide messenger RNA. RefSeq names its product COG1/VPS51 family protein. Lineage: Eukaryota; Fungi; Ascomycota; Eurotiomycetes; Eurotiales; Aspergillaceae. The record is from RefSeq and is a predicted model, not a curated record. The coding region runs from base 1 to 2403 and encodes 800 amino acids. Gene Ontology annotation, biological process: intra-Golgi vesicle-mediated transport. The transcript has 2 exons. Gene Ontology annotation, cellular component: COG complex; Golgi apparatus.